This is a messenger RNA of Indicator indicator, 1119 nucleotides long. It is a transcript of the gene PARD6B, whose product is annotated as par-6 family cell polarity regulator beta. The record is from RefSeq and is a predicted model, not a curated record. NCBI's taxonomy places the organism in Eukaryota, Metazoa, Chordata, Aves, Piciformes, Indicatoridae. Gene Ontology annotation, biological process: regulation of cellular localization; establishment or maintenance of cell polarity; centrosome cycle. The transcript is spliced from 3 exons. Bases 1 to 1119 code for a protein of 372 amino acids. Gene Ontology annotation, cellular component: cell cortex; apical plasma membrane; nucleus. Gene Ontology annotation, molecular function: protein kinase C binding.
AUGAGCCGGCCUCACCGUGGGGCUGCGGGCAGCCGGGGCCUGGGCACCAUGGAGGUGAAGAGUAAGUUUGGAGCAGAAUUUCGACGAUUUUCUCUGGAGAGAUCCAAACCUGGAAAGUUUGAGGAGUUCUAUGGAUUACUGCAACAUGUGCACAAGAUACCAAAUGUUGAUGUUCUAGUGGGAUAUACAGAUAUUCAUGGAGACCUGCUGCCUAUCAAUAAUGAUGACAACUAUCAUAAAGCAGUUUCCACAGCCAAUCCUCUACUCAGGAUUUUCAUUCAGAGAAAAGAAGAUGCAGACUACAGUGCCUUCGGUACGGAUACUAUGACAAGGAAGAAAAACGUCUUAUCAAAUGUGUUACGUCCAGAUAAUCACAAGAAGAAACCACACAUUGUCAUUAGCAUGCCACAAGACUUCAGACCAGUGUCUUCUAUUAUAGAUGUAGACAUUCUUCCAGAAACCCAUCGCAGGGUACGACUCUACAAGUAUGGAACUGACAAACCCCUUGGAUUCUAUAUACGAGAUGGUUCUAGCGUCAGAGUAACGCCACAUGGAUUAGAGAAAGUUCCAGGGAUUUUCAUAUCUAGGCUUGUCCCUGGAGGCCUGGCUCAAAGCACAGGCUUACUGGCUGUCAAUGAUGAAGUACUGGAGGUGAAUGGAAUAGAGGUUUCAGGAAAAAGCCUUGAUCAGGUUACAGACAUGAUGAUUGCAAACAGCCGUAACCUGAUCAUUACAGUAAGACCAGCAAACCAGAGAAAUAAUGUCGUGAGGAACAGUCGGACUUCUGGCAGCUCUGGUCAGUCUACUGAAUCUAGCCUUCCAAGUAGCACGCCAAAUAUUUUAGCAAACUUAUUGCAUGGAGAAGAGGAGAGUGAUGAAGAGGACAUUAUUAUUGAAGAUAGUGGCGAGCCACAGCAGAUUCCAAAAGCUGCAGCUACCACUGAAAGCCUAGAAUCAUUGACACAAAUUGAACUCCUUCAUGAGUCAACACAAAAUGGAUUCCUUCCUUCCAGUGAGAUGAACUUGAAUCAUUCAGUGGGCAGCAUUAGUAUGGAAUUUGAAGUACAAGAUCCAGAGCAUAAACCAUUAGAAGAAGAUGGAACUAUAAUAACACUAUGA